Messenger RNA from Caenorhabditis remanei, 1431 nucleotides. RefSeq lists its product as uncharacterized. The coding region runs from base 1 to 1431 and encodes 476 amino acids. NCBI's taxonomy places the organism in Eukaryota, Metazoa, Nematoda, Chromadorea, Rhabditida, Rhabditidae. The record is from RefSeq and is a predicted model, not a curated record. The transcript is spliced from 10 exons.
AUGGAGAAUUAUAUGAAUAAAGACAACUUGCAACAUGUUGGCACGGAAUACCCGUCUAUGGAUAAACUACUAUCCGCAAUGCAUAGCCCAUUAGACUUGCCGAUUCAACUGGAUAAGGUUGAACUCAAUUUUGAAUACUCGAGUCACACUUUUCUGAGUUUUAAUGUGACAAACGGAGAUCAUUAUAUAUGGAGACUUUAUGAAAACCGAGUUACUUUGGAGAAGAAUAAAACACAAAAAGUUAUCAACCUGGAAGGAUCAAAAGAAGAGAAAUUGCAUAAACUGGUCCAAUAUUAUCUGGAACAAUCAAGAAAUGUCAUGCAAAUUUUUAAACUAACUGGAUACCCUGACAAAUGGAAAUCAAGAAGAUCAAUAAGAACGAAAGUGUUUCACCUACUGGUUACUAAACCGAUUGCACCAGAUUGCCAACGUAAUGGAGAUCUACAGAUGUUCAGUAUCGUGUGUGCUAUAGAUAGGGCGAUUGUCAAAGAAGUUACUUACACAUUGCUCCAAGACUUUAGCUCUAGUCCAAUGAACGUUCCAUAUGAACCACACACUGAGGUGAAGUUCAUGGCAUCAAUGGCGCGGAAAGAAAACAUUUACAAAAUCUACUUGGAAAACGUCACUUUGGACUUUGGAUGGUCAUCACCGUCUAUCGAAGAGUGUCAAGAGCUGAUUGAGAAGCAUUUUCGUCGCCGGAGAGUUGGACUUCCGACGACGAUUCUCACUAAGAACACACAUCGUCAUGUCGAACACUUCUGCAAAAAAGACAACUGGAAAUUCACUCCAGAAGCAGACAUCCUAGCUGUUACCUUUUAUCCCGAAAACAAACAAGUACCAGGGGACGAUUCAGCAGUGGUGAUCAGAUUUUUCCCUUGUAGUGACAAGAUUACUGUAACCGUCGAACCAGGAAAAUCUAAAGGUCUUUGUAUUCAAAAUGACGUGGACGAGUUGAGAAGACAAAACCGUCGAAUUCAAUGGCGUUCAUAUCAAACGAGACAGUUGAUGAGAGCCGAGCAUUGUUGGGAGCCAUCAAUCCCUUAUGACAUAAAUAAGAUGCUUGUCGAUUUCAACAACAUUCGAUUGGAAGUGGAUGGAGAACCUCUCCAAAUUCAUUCCAGCGCUGAUUUGGUCAAAAAGGUUGUCGACCUAACGGCACAUGAAGAAUCGAGAAUAAAAUUGUUGAUGAUCAUCGGGCAUGGUCAUCUCACGUGUGACAGAAGAAAUUACAUCAUCCACACUAAGGAGCUGAUCCUGGUAAACUCUGAACAAUAUCCACAUAUGUUCUUGAUGAAUUUCCUAGGAAUCAGCUUGAAAAAAUUGGAGGCUUCAUCCAGAAAACAUAUCGAUGAUGUACUGAAAUAUAUAGACUCCGCCGAAAAAAUUGAGUGGCUCGACAAGAACAACAAGCGAGUAAAAAACUAUGCAUAG